Messenger RNA from Oryzias melastigma (Indian medaka), 1865 nucleotides. RefSeq names its product ankyrin repeat domain-containing protein SOWAHC. The transcript has a single exon. The coding region runs from base 303 to 1469 and encodes 388 amino acids. The record is from RefSeq and is a predicted model, not a curated record. Gene Ontology annotation, molecular function: protein binding. Lineage: Eukaryota; Metazoa; Chordata; Actinopteri; Beloniformes; Adrianichthyidae.
UUCCUCCGUUGCUAGGAUACAAAGAACAUUAAAGGAUUAGCCCGGUCAUUCUCCGUCGAGUGAAGUUGUGUUUUAGCAGCUUGACCCUGACCCGGUCCAGGUUCGGACGGGUAUGGCUGCGCUUUGCUGUCCGAACUCCAAAGCCCCGACUUCAAAGCAGCGUCGGAGCCGCUCGUAACUCCUUUGAAGCCCACGUGGGGCGCGCGGCUUUAGUGACGACGGGUGGGAAACAUGCGCGUGCUCGGGAGGGACGCUCGGCGUUAAAGCGAGUUCAGAGGGGGGCGUGCCCUCGCGUCAGGAGGAUGGCCACACCUGAGCGCUCAGGUUCAGGAAAUGAUGAGGUUCCGCGUUCCCGCACCGCGCAGGGAGAGCCAGGCCAGCACGCGGGCGGAGGGGAGCAGAGCUCACGCGCCAUGGGGAACAGGGACAGCAGAGUGAGGGUCGAGGAAGGGGGGGAGAAUGAGAUCCCCACGAUCCAAGUCUCGCCCGAGCUUGAAGAUGGAGCCUGCACCCUACCUGAGACACCUGGUACCAAAUCUGGAUCCCAGAUUCACACUGGACUCAUGGAAACCGGUGUCAAACCUGGAUCCCAAUCGGUCCCCUCUAACCUGGCAGUCUUGGAUGUGGCGUGGCAUCAGGACGACUCCGACGAAGGGCGGAGCCAGACUGGCAGCGAGGAUGGCGGCUCGGUCAGGUGCAGCCGCGUACGCUUCCUGCAGGUGAUGAAGGACAGCUCCCUGCAGGUGCGCCGCGGCCUGACCAUACUGCCCCCCAGGGCCGACUCCGACCACGACUCUUUAGGUGAAGAGGAGAGGACGCCGGCGGCGUUGGACCCCCUGGAGCACGAGUGGAUGAUGUGCUCCUCCGACGGGGAGUGGGACAACCUAACCAGGCUGCUGGACCAGGACCCCCACCUCAUCCAGAGGAAGGACUUCGUCACCGGCUUCACCUGCCUGCACUGGGCCGCCAAGCACGGCCGGCCCGAGCUGCUGGUCCAAAUCCUGACCGCGGCCGAGCGGCACUGCAUCGACGUCAGCGUGAACGGCCGCACCAGUGCUGGCUACACCCCGCUUCACCUGGCCGCCAUGCAGGGACACCUGGACGUGCUGAAGCUGCUGGUGGGGGCCUACAACGCCGACGUGAACGUCAGGGACUUCAGCGGCCGCAAGGCCUGCCACUACCUCAACAAAAGCACAGGGGGGGACAUCCAAGACAUCAUCGCGGACGACGAGGCCCCUGACGCCCCCACGGGCGAGAGCGGGCACCCCGCUAGGCCUCACAGCAGCUAUAUGGACAGGGGGGCCCAACUAAGGGGGUCGGUGUUUCUUCGGAGGAGGUCCUCGUUCAGCAGCAUGAGACCCAAACUGCAGAGGCUCCGAGCUCGAGCGUCUCAGCUCGUCCACAGAUCUUCCUUUAGGGACACACCGGAGCCAGGAGGGGCGCCCCCAGGUCCAGACACCCUUCUGUAGCUGAGACCUACGACGAUUUGUGCAAUCCGACACAAAUUUGUCUGCAGACCGACAGGACCUCGCACAUGUGGUUUCUGCAGAUUCAUGUGCAGGCAGACGGCGGCGUUUCGCAAACGCUUGCACAUUCUUUGCAACACCUGAAAAACGCCAUACCACUCCCAGCAGGCUGCAACGUGUCAACCCCACCCUCGACGCUUAGCUGGAAGUGUUUGAGAAAGACGGGAAGAGAGGAUGACUUUACUAAUACUAAUCCUGGUCUCUGUUAUAAUUGAAACACUGACCUCAUUUCUCGACAGCACGUGUCAAAGUCAAGGCCCAGGGGCCGGAUCUGGCCCUCUGGGUAAUUCUAUCCGGCCCUACAGAUUUAUUUUAUCAUUAUAAUGGCCAGAUAUUAUC